Molecule: messenger RNA, 2101 nt
Organism: Monopterus albus (swamp eel)
Lineage: Eukaryota; Metazoa; Chordata; Actinopteri; Synbranchiformes; Synbranchidae
Gene: spata6
Product: spermatogenesis associated 6
Exons: 12
Coding region: 67-1404 (445 amino acids)
Biological process (GO): spermatogenesis
Cellular component (GO): sperm head-tail coupling apparatus
Molecular function (GO): myosin light chain binding
Source: RefSeq, a predicted model, not a curated record
CUCUACCACCGCCCUGUAGCUGCUGCUGUUUGGAAGCUAUGACAACGAUGUUUGAAAGUUCCGUGAAUGGCCUUGAAAAAGAGCAAGUUUUCCUCCGGUAACAUGCACAAGAAGUCUCUGAAAUGUACCGUGUACUUGGACAUUAAGGCAGUCACGUGUCCAGGAGUACUUCUGUCUAAAAAGAAUGACAUCUACCUCAGUGUGUGUAUCAUGGGCCAGCACAGGAAGACGCCCUGUUUGCCCCCUGUCUUUCCUUUGCGCUUCCAUCACACAAUGGUCUUUGUCAGGAUGUUCCCCGGCGUUGUUGACCCUGCUGAUGUAGCUGACCUCCUCGAAGCUGACACAGCAUCUUUUGAGCUGAUUCAGUUGGUGCCUCCAGAGGGUGAGGUUCUAGCCACAGUGGAGGAAACCAGCAGAGAUUUCCUGUACCCUGGUCCAAACUUGAGCUCCAGAGGAGGAGCUGUAGAGAGAGAAAUACUAAUGAAGAGGUCCUCCUCAUUUCCUGGAAUCUCACCCAAAGUGGAGUUUGCCACAACGUCAGUCAUUGAAGAGAGUCAUGGGAGGGACCGCUGGCCUGCAUCGCCUAGCUGCUGUCUUAUUCCAGCGAGGCCAUCUUUAACUUCAUCCAGACUCAGUUCAGCCAUAAAGUCUGAGGGAAACGGUGUCUCUUUGAAACGUGGGAAGGAAAAGUUAAAUGUUGAGAGUGUGUUUACAAACUCUUCAUCGCCGGCAUCAUCCAGACACUCUCCUUCCUCAUCCACCCGCAGUCCUCAGAUAAACAAGGAAAGAAAACACACUUCUCCCAGAGUUUCUGCAGACUGUGGCUACCAGCAGCCCACAGUUUCCUCAAGGACACGAGCCCUGUCUCCUUACACACACCGUAAGAUGUGCCAGCUUUCAGAAGAUGCCAGGCAGAGGCUCAGCCACCUCCAGCUGGGCCCUCACUACUUCAGGAAGGAGACAGAGAGCCAGCCACCCUUUUUGGUCUCUCGCUGCAGUAGUGUCUCUGGAAUGGGAACUCCUUCCACCUCUCCCCAGCAUGGUAGCAUACAUCGACGCUCUGUCAGCUUCUCAGCAGUUCACACAGAUUCUUCCCUCCUGGGGAGUUACCGACCAAGAACAGCCAGAGUGAGAUCUGGCUCUGUCAAGGUCCAGUCAUCCCCAGAGACACAGUCCAGACAUGAAGUCCAGACCAAAAGCCCUGUGAAGGGCGUUGCCUCAGUUCAAUCCACCUGGGCUGUGUCAGACUGCAGAAGUCCUCUGAAUCUCCCCAACCAUUCCCUGAGUGAAAGGUUCCAGACCAGUCAGCCCAGUCCAUCUUACUGGGAGGAGAUCCACAGUCGAAUCCAAAGGAUUCUGCAGACGCACAGAAGCACCUGGGACCACAGAACAUGGUGGAUGUAAGCUGCAGCUGUUAAAGGCUCAACUCUCGCAACACAAAAGAGAGACAAGAGGGUAGCCAAGAGCCACUGGGAGCCAGCAGCCAAGAGAAGCUGAGGAGAUUUAAGAGGAAGAACAAAAUAAAUCCUCAGUGAAAGAGCAGGAGACAAAGACAUUUAGCGUUAACAUAAGCCAGUUUUGCAGUGUGUUUGUAUGCAUGUGCUGUCAGUAAUGACCAGUACAUCUAUGAAAAAUAUGCCUUACUAUAGUUUGUGGUUAAAAUGGGCGUCACUAUAAUGUUGAGCGGCAAAAAACAUACAGAAGAAUAAGAGAACAGGAAAACAAUAGUGUAGAUGCUUACUCAGCAUCCACACUAACUCUGCCUCCUCCUGUGUUAACAUUGUCCUUCCCAUUUGAUGCAUAUGAAGAAAUACAGUUUGUAGGUACCACAAUGUCAGUUUAUUUGUAUAUUUUGUUAAAUUUUUCUUCCAUCUUAAAUACAACAGUAUAUCAUUGCAAGUUAUGUACAAAUUUGAACUUGCCUUGUACUAUUAGCAGUGAUUCAGUUUCAAACAUUGCUCUGAGUGAAGUUUCACUUUAGCUACAUGCUAGUCAUUCAUAGAUCUCAAUGCGAUUGCAAUUGUAGCAAUGGUCACCUGCAGCUCCUCCUCUCUGGGCUGACAGUCCGUUUGUGGCGUUUGUUUCCAGAAAUAUCAAAAAC